Messenger RNA from Tricharina praecox, 2495 nucleotides. RefSeq lists its product as uncharacterized. Gene Ontology annotation, biological process: protein ubiquitination; ubiquitin-dependent protein catabolic process. Lineage: Eukaryota; Fungi; Ascomycota; Pezizomycetes; Pezizales; Pyronemataceae. The transcript is spliced from 2 exons. The coding region runs from base 150 to 2216 and encodes 688 amino acids. The record is from RefSeq and is a predicted model, not a curated record. Gene Ontology annotation, molecular function: ubiquitin protein ligase activity.
CCGUUAUCUCGCCGAUCCCUGCCGCCGCCGAAGCUCUGACCACCAACGCGACGUCUCUCGCCGCUUCCGCCGCUUCCGCCGCUGCCGAAACCGCAGCCAACACCACCGCCACAGAUUCGUCGUACACCCUUGGAGGACACGUGCGCAACAUGGGAAGCGUGUUGACCUACGCGACCAGCAAAUGGGCGAUACAGUGUCUCUUCAUGACGGUUCUGUUGAACCGCACGUUGAUCUAUGCCUCGCUACGGCGGCCGAUCCGGCUACCGUUUAAGAUGCGCGCAGCCAUGCGGAUCAUCCCGAUCACCAUGCUUGUCUGGCAGGUGUGGCACAUGAUGUACGCGAUGCGCUGCCAGACGUCGGUGAACUUCCAGCGCGGAGCGAGCGAGAACGGCGCCGACGUGCUGUUCCAUGCUAUCGGCAAGGCGGGCUCGUUCUGGCUCGACGACCGCUCCGUCUGUGAGGCUAUCGGAAUGAUCCCCGACGCGGAGUGGAUCGAUAUGGCGUCCACCGCAAAGGAUCCAGAGGAGAAGGUGCCCCCGCCGAAGGGCUCGCUGGAUACCCUGUGGCCCCUGUAUAAGACUCUCUCCCUGUCGCAGUUCGUCGAGGUGUUCUGCUGCUCGCUUAUGGGCAGGAUUCCGGUCGCCGAGACGGGAAUGACGUUGCUGGAGCACUCUCUGGCGUUUGCUGAGGCCGAGGCACAAGCGACACGUAAGACUUACCGUCUCGAGACCACCAACUCUAGCAAGAGUGCGAGUGAGGCGGAGGACGAGGGAGAGGGUGAGGACGAGGGCGAGGCGGAGGAUGCUAGGGCGGAAGAACUGGAGGAGACAAAGAACGAUGUCAAAAUCUUCAAGAUUAAAGGCGAGAAGCUGGUUCCAUCGGAGGUCCUUUACAUCGCCAUCCUCUCAGCCAUGUCACACAUUACCUCGCAUGUGCUGGCCAUAUUCAAUCUGCAAACAAGGUACCGUCUGCUUGCCACAGGUUUCUACGGUAUGGCUUUCCUGUUGGGUUUCGCGGUUGCCCUCUACUAUAGCGGCGCAGCCGGAAUUCUCAACUUCCCCACUGUCAGCGUUGUCGGAUUCAUCCCGCACCUCCUGAUUUUCGCCGCGAUCUCGGGAUGUGGCGCAAUCUAUGGAAUGGCACUGAUGGUCUCCUCGCUCUUCACUCCGUCUGGGAGAAUAAGCUUCUCGGAGGGCUUCAACAACCUGCGGGCCAACCACACCGUCUCCAGCACCGUUACGGUAUCCCUUAGUGAGGACUUCUACACUGUUUUGUUGAAAUUCGGGUACGUAUGUCUUACCGCCGCAGCGGAAGCAACAUACCUCAACGAAGGCCGUGCGGUUCGUGUACCGGCCGUUACCUGGCUCGAGGGCGAGCGGCAGAAGCUACUGGAUCACAGGAACCGCGGGAAUAUGGCGGGACAGUUCGCGACCACCGGGAAGGGUGGAGGACCAUUCGCCAUGGAAAGGAAGGACUUUUCGGGGGUGGUCGAAAGCGCGAAAGACUUUCGGCGGCCGAUGGGAGGACGGUGGAUUGGUGCGGGAGAGUUGUUACGGGGUGUACUGGCCGUAGUGAGCCGAUGGGGUUUAUUCGCUGCAGCCAAACUGCUUCGCCGAACAACAAUAGAGGGUGAGCCUGACGCCACGUCAAAUCUUUCCGAUAACGACGAGUUAGAAGACGAAGACUACGCCCCAUCUGAAGAUGGUUCUGGUUCAUCUUCUUCCUCUUCCGAAGACGAAGCCGAAAACGAAGGCUCCGGCCGUUACAGCCGUGAACAGUCCCAAGAACCCCACCGCUCUAGUCGCUCCAGUCGCGAAGCCACCCCGCUUCUCGACCCCAUGCGUCUCGCCGCCCUUCUGGACCCACAAUGUCCCGAAGACCGUGCCUCGGCGCGGCUCCUCGCGCGACACCUGGCUGCUCCAACACCUCUCACACGACGGCAAUACUCGGCUACUCAACUAUCGGGAAUAGCGGAGGAGGCGGCGCUAGAGAGUAUUCUCCUGCACCGGCGAGGGGAGAGUACAUCGUCGGAGACGGAGGCGGGCGCACCUCUGUGUGUAGUCUGUCAGAGCGAGCCACGGACGGUCAUUGUGUGGCCAUGUAGGUGUCUGAGUCUUUGCGAAGAUUGUAGGGUCUGCCUUGCAAUGAAUAACUGGAGUAGUUGUGUGACGUGUCGAGGGAAGUGUGUGGGUUACUCGAGGGUUUAUGUUCCUUGAGUUUGUCUUUGUGCAUGGCGGAUGUUUGGUCGGGUUUGGUCUAAAUUUGACUUGCUUUGAUUGGCGACUGUCGAUAUCUUCUUUGCUUCUUUUUUUCUCUAUGGAUCAUAUAUCUCUAAUUGUUGCGAUUAUUGUUUUUCGUUUUCGUUUCGUUUGGCUAGGUAGAUCAUUGUGUAGAUGUGGAGUUGCAUCGCCUGUUUGUUCAUUGCCAAACUUUGGUUCAGCAAGCUAGGCUGAGAAGUCUGUAAAUAUCGUCACUCGCACGUAUUGAGAUGAGGC